Thalassophryne amazonica is the source of this 3326-nucleotide messenger RNA. It is a transcript of the gene akt3a, whose product is annotated as v-akt murine thymoma viral oncogene homolog 3a. The transcript is spliced from 14 exons. Gene Ontology annotation, biological process: protein phosphorylation. The record is from RefSeq and is a predicted model, not a curated record. Gene Ontology annotation, molecular function: protein serine/threonine kinase activity; ATP binding. Bases 490 to 1929 code for a protein of 479 amino acids. Lineage: Eukaryota; Metazoa; Chordata; Actinopteri; Batrachoidiformes; Batrachoididae.
CUGUUCUCGCGAUGGUUGGUUUACGGGAUUCACUCGCGGGAUUCUGGAAUGGGAUGAUGAGAUGAUCGUGGAGAAGAACUGGCGGAGUCCGUCCUGAAAAACCUGUGAAAACCACCAAGUGGGACGGCUGAGUCAUUGCUGGUGAGGAGGAAGAUCUGGAGAGAACAAGAGAGUAGGAGGAGGAAAAGGAAGAGAGGGAAAAGAAGAAGCAGAAGAAGAAGAAGAAGGGAGGGAGGCGGGGAGACAAGCCACAACAAGAAGCAAAACGUACACAUGCACGCUGCGUGCGUCUGAGAGACAGACUGUGUGAGCGGGCGAGCAAACGAGAGGGUGAACGAGAAAGGAAGGAAGGGAGGGAGAGUGACGCGGAGGCUGGGAGAGCCACCCCCCACUCUCCUCCUCUCCCUCUCUUUCUCUCCUCUCCUCCUCUCCUCCCUCUCUCUCUGUGGAGCAGGCGUGUAGCGGCAUCAGACUCAGCGUGAAGGAACCAUGAGCGAUGUCACCAUCGUUAGAGAGGGAUGGCUCCAGAAACGCGGUGAAUACAUAAAGAACUGGCGACCGCGUUACUUCCUGCUGAAGACCGAUGGCUCUUUUAUCGGCUACAAGGAGAAACCUCAGGACGCAGACCUGCCCUACCCCCUAAAUAACUUCUCUGUAGCAAAAUGUCAGCUAAUGAAGACAGAGAGGCCAAAACCAAACACCUUCAUCAUACGCUGUCUCCAGUGGACUACAGUCAUUGAGAGGACCUUCCACGUGGACUCGCCCGAUGAGAGAGAUGAGUGGACGGAGGCCAUCCAGAUGGUGGCUGACAAGCUGCAGAGACAAGAGGAAGAAAGGAUCCAGUGCAGCCCCACGUCCCAAAUCGACAACAUGGUCGAGGAGGAAAUGGACAUCUCCACCACACACCAUAAACGCAAGACAAUGAGCGACUUCGACUACCUGAAGCUGUUGGGAAAAGGAACCUUUGGUAAAGUCAUUCUGGUCCGAGAGAAGGCCAGCGGGAAAUACUACGCCAUGAAAAUUCUGAAAAAGGAAGUCAUCAUAGCCAAGGAUGAAGUGGCUCACACGCUCACAGAAAGCAGAGUGCUGAAGAACACCAGGCAUCCUUUUCUCACCUCAUUAAAGUAUUCAUUCCAGACUAAAGAUCGCCUCUGUUUUGUGAUGGAGUAUGUAAAUGGAGGAGAGCUGUUUUUCCAUUUGUCCAGAGAGCGGGUGUUCUCAGAGGAGCGCACGCGCUUCUACGGCGCCGAGAUUGUCUCGGCUCUCGACUACCUGCAUUCAGCCAAGAUUGUGUACCGGGACCUCAAGUUGGAGAACUUGAUGCUAGAUAAAGACGGCCACAUUAAGAUCACAGAUUUUGGCCUCUGCAAGGAGGGCAUCACAGACGCUGCUACAAUGAAAACCUUCUGUGGAACGCCGGAGUACUUGGCACCCGAGGUCCUGGAGGACAAUGACUAUGGCCGGGCGGUGGACUGGUGGGGAUUAGGUGUGGUGACGUACGAGAUGAUGUGCGGACGGCUGCCGUUCUACAACCAGGACCAUGAGAAGCUGUUUGAGCUCAUCCUGAUGGAGGACAUCAAGUUUCCCCGCACUCUGUCAGCUGAUGCAAAGUCCCUGCUGUCCGGUCUGCUCAUCAAAGACCCCAAUAAACGGCUCGGCGGCGGACCGGACGACGCUAAAGAAAUAAUGAGACACAGUUUUUUUUCCGGAGUCGACUGGCAGGAUGUCUACGACAAAAAGCUGGUUCCUCCCUUCAAACCUCAGGUGAUGUCGGAGACGGACACCAGAUACUUUGACGAGGAGUUCACGGCUCAAACCAUCACAAUAACGCCACCGGAGAAAUUUGAUGAGGAUGGCAUGGACUGUCUAGACAAUGAGAGAAGACCACAUUUCCCACAAUUCUCCUACUCUGCCAGUGGGCGGGAGUGAGUCGGCCUCCGACGUGACAUCUUGAGAGCUGGUAUCUUAGGUCACUGUGGGACAAAAAGACACACCGCUUUGGAUGGACAAGUCCAACCUAAAGGAUUUUUUUUUCCACCCUUGACAACUUCUUUGCCUCCCAUUUCUGUCUCCUCCCCCUCACUCGUCUUUUCUUUUUUUAUUAUUAUUAUUAUUUUUUAUUUUUAAGUUUUUGUGAAUCCCAUUUUUGUAUAAAAUGCUUUCCCACGUGUACAUUUGAAGAAAAUUACUCCGACAUCCUCUGCUGGAACCCCUUGAUCCAAAGUCUGGUCGGUUACCGUGUGCUGUCCCUUUAAUGACGAAAGUGUCAGCAAUGCUCUGCUGUGCUUUGAUGCAAUUGUUUGGUCAAACCCAAAUCUUACACACACACAGAGAUAGAGAGAGAGGGAGAUGUGUGGACCACAUUUUAAAAUCUGCACGACUGAUUUUGUCACAUUUUAGGUCAUUAAAACCCAAACUGUCGUGUCCGGUUGUAUCUCAGGCUUUUGCAAACACACAGACACUCAAGAUUUGCAAAGACACUCGGGUGUGAGUUUGGAAUCCUCAUGAAAAUCAUUCUGAGAUCGACUGAUGCUGCCUGGAAUCGCCCGUCAGACUGCGGCAGGAUUUGACUCAGGUUUUGCUCCGUGCAAUUCAUUAUUGUUGCUGCUACUUCAACUCCACCACCACAUGUACUUAACAGGUACUACUACUACUGCUACUACUAAAAGCUGGUGCUACGCUACGAGCUUAAUGCUGCAGGUCAUAACAGCCGAGGCCAAACCAUUAAUCGUUAGUUGAUAGUCUGUACUCCAAAUGUACAGCGAUAAUGUACCGACUCUGUAGUCACAUGACCCCCCCUUAGAUACGAGGUACUUUUGUCAGUUUGGUGUUUGAGCCUCAAAGCACAGCAGGACAGGAGGCUGACACUCAUAAACCACAAGCUUUACUACAUUGCCCAUAAUGCAAUGUUACUUCAUAUCAUCAACGCAGAUGUGAAUAUGAGACAGAACGUUUGUCGUGAAUGUUUUUUUUUCUCCCCGUCUUUCACAGUCUUUCUUGAUUUUAAAUCUCAACUCUCCCAAAAAGAGGAAACGGUACUUUGUGUCCACAUUGGAACUCUUUACUGUUACAGAGCCUCAUCAUGGUGUGGCGACCACACAGCCGUACCUCGCUAUGGGCUUUCUCUCCCCACUCACCAAUGGCGAACUGGUUCUGGUGUUCGCUCAGUGCAAUUUGGAAACAUUUUGGAGACUCUCCACCGUAAAAUGAAAGUGGUUCACAAUCACAAAAGUUGGUUUCCCAUUCAGAACCAGGAAACGGCAGGACCAGAGGUGGGAUCUGUGAUGCUGCGUGUACGCAUGUGUAAUUCUGCUGUAGACUGCGAG